Messenger RNA from Solanum dulcamara, 1537 nucleotides. RefSeq names its product pentatricopeptide repeat-containing protein At1g77405. Gene Ontology annotation, molecular function: protein binding. Bases 135 to 1454 code for a protein of 439 amino acids. The transcript has a single exon. NCBI's taxonomy places the organism in Eukaryota, Viridiplantae, Streptophyta, Magnoliopsida, Solanales, Solanaceae. The record is from RefSeq and is a predicted model, not a curated record.
CUCCAACUCAAUAGCUCAUUCCACAUAAGCCACUGAUUUACCUCAUCACUGGUGCGUCUAACGUUCGGGUGGAAUGGUCAUGCCUUUGGUUGAGUAUCUAGUAUGAAAGUUUGAAUAUUUUCCUUUGCAGAAUCAUGUUGUCAUCAAGAUCACUUUCUUCUCCUUGCACCCAAAACCUCGUUAUACAUCAAGUUAUGGCUGCUAUUAUACGUAAUCGGCCGUUUGAGGCUUCAAUUCCCCAACACAUUUGGACUGUACAAACAGUUUCUCAAGUCUUAAGAUCAAUCCCCAGAUUUCUCUUCCAAUCCCCAAGAUCCAUCGGCCGCCAAAAUGGGUUUCGCCACCGUACCCCAUUAAAGCAAAGAAACCUAAGACGAGAGUUCCAUAACGCUCGAAAGGGUGUACUCAUUCUCGGCCCAAUUGCUCAUAAGGAUCCCCAAAAGGUACAACUAGGAUUGGAGAAAGCAUUGGAAUUUUUCCAUUGGGUUGAGACCCAUUGUGGUUUUACUCACAAUGAGCUCACUUGCAGAGAAAUGUCUCUUGUUCUGGCCAAAGGGUCUUGUAAAUCGAAGCUCCUUUGGGAAUUUCUCAAAAGAAUGUCGAGAAGAGGACUUUUGACGACACCCACCAUUACCUGUUUGAUAAAAUGCCUAGGAGAAAUGGGGUUGGUAAAUGAAGCAUUGGCUACCUUCUACAGAAUGAAACAAUUUCACUGUAAGGCUGAUGUAUAUGCCUACAACACUCUCAUAUUUGCUCUUUGUAGAGUUGGGAAUUUCAAAAAAGCCAAGUUCUUGAUGGAUCAAAUGGAGUUGCCCGGUUUUAGGUGUCCACCGGAUGUCUUUACGUACACGAUCUUGAUUAGCUCGUAUUGUAGAUAUGGUAUGGAAACUGGCUGUAGAAAGGCUAUUAGAAGGAGAAUAUGGGAGGCGAAUCACUUGUUUCGCCUUAUGCUAUUCAAAGGAUUUAUUCCUGAUGUAGUAACUUAUAACAGUUUGAUCAAUGGAUGCUGCAAAACUAAUAGGAUAGAGAGGGCAUUGGAGUUGUUGGAUAAUAUGGUGAAAAGAGGGAUUGCACCUAAUCGCAUUACGUAUAAUUCUUUCAUUAGGUACUAUAGUGCUACAAAUGAGAUUGAUAAGGCUACUGAAAUGCUGAGAAGAAUGCAAGGAAUGAAUCGUGGAGUAGUACCAUGUAACAGUUCGUAUACACCCAUAAUUCAUGCCAUGUGUGAAACUGGUAGGGUGGUGGAGGCAAGAGAUCUUCUUGUGGAAUUGACUGAACAAGGUUCAAUUCCAAGAGAAUAUACUUAUAAACUAGUUCGUGAUGCUUUAAAAUCUGUUGGGAAGAUUGAUUUGCUUGAUGAAGAAUUUUGUACAAGAUUAGAAGAGGGUAUUAAAGGUAGGAUUAGACAAGUGAUGAAAAUAAAACCUUUGUUGCAGCAUCAAAGUGUUUCAUAGAAUUGAAUUUUAUGCUUUUUAUGGAUUUUGAUCUUAUAAAAACGUAAGGGAUCUAACAUAUAUUGUAAUGAAUUGUUACGCUA